CCAGUUGCAUUAAAUUAUGGAGAAAAAAACAUAUUUAUUCCAGUGACGGCUGCUGAAAAAUUUCUCCUACUUUCAGUCAUAGAUGUCUACAAGGCAAACGACUCUAACUUUCUAUCCAGGUAUUCUACAGGCUUCAUUCCUAACACACAUGAAAUAUGCCAAAAAUGAGGACUCAUCCUGUCUGUAACAUCCGCAUGGUGAUACAUUUGGCUGCACUGCCACAACAACAAGGUGACAGUGAUCAUCUUUGCAGGAGUUAAAGAUUUUCGUUUUACUGGAAAAGAUAGUCUACCAACAUGGCCGCUAGGGGGCUUCACACCCUCCAUAUUCACUCUGCAGCGGACAAACCAAAAGGCAACACCCGAUUAGAGCAAAACCUCGGUCCUGUCUGUGCAUCACUGCAGCAGUUAUUGAGAAAAAGAAGUUAGAAAUAGAAGAAAUAGAAAUAGCAGACUAAUGGGCUGUUAGUGUUUGCAUGCACGCGCCAUGAUCGCCGGGGAAGGAGACGACGUUCUCUGCAAUUUAGAUCAAGAUGAGCGGUAGCAGCAAAAGAGAGAGGGAGCAGAAGAGGAAGCUGCAGCACUUUCUGAGUGACCUGGCUUUGCUUGGAUCGUUACAGGGCUUUAAAUACUUCCAGCCUUGGCUCAGAGGGAAAGAGGAGCUGCUGCUGACAGUCGUCAAUGAGGAUCUGGGUUGGCGUUCCCCGGGCUUCGCUGUGUCCAGAGCCUCCUCAUACACCUCCACCAGCAGCUGCAACAGCAGCGACGUCUCCCCCAGCAGCAGCUCCCCGAGCCUGGACAGCCGGAGCAGCUCUCCCCUGCCCGGCGAAGCUCCGGCCUCGCGAGACCCCCAGUCACGAGGGCCCAAGAUGCAGCCACAGACUUCCAGGGCCCCCAGCAGUGAGGAGCAUCUUCUCCCAGCAUCCCCCAGUGAAAGGGAGAUAGCAGUUCCUGAGGUGAACUGCACUCUGUUUUUACUGGCUGGCUACGUCAAGUACGGGCGCCCCUACGCCUGGAUACGCUCCAAUCACGAGCGCCUGGUCAACAUUGGAGGCACUGACUCGAUGGUCAGGGACACGCCCAUGAAACUCAAGUCCAUCGCAGACUGGCAGACACGAGGCAUUCGUGUCUGGGACAUCGUCAGUGAGCUGGUGUGCCUGUGCACUGUUCCCUCUCCUUCAAACCCCUUUGCCCUGGACAUGCGUUACAUCAAUAGUCUUCCCCUGCCUGACCAGUUCCUCGUCACAGGUGCUCUCCUCAACUUUCCUGGAAACAUAUGUGGUGUACGGGAACCGGGAUGAACUGCACUAUGACAAAGUUGUAGAGGAGGUGAAGCCUCUGAGGCGUCUCCAUGUCCAGUCCCUGCUGGAGUUACAGCGACACAGAGAGACCUCCAGGUCGGGCAGCAGUCCGACAGCGCGGGGCUCUUCAGGAGAGGAGUGACCCUGAUUGUUCGUAUAUGAUCUGCAUCAGGAUGACAUAUCCUCAGUGCACUUUUAUUAACUUCUUUUUGUAGAAAAACAGACACCAAAUAGAUUUACAUGGGUGAAACCUCACACAGAAGGAUUGCCUGUAGUUGAAUUCUGUUUUAUUUUAAUGAUUUUUUGUGCUUCGGUGUGUUUAAUGAUUGCAAUGACUAGACUUGGGUGACUCACCAUGAGUGUUUAUGUAACCUGUACGAACAAAAUGCCCAAGGAGAGCUCUUGCAGUGUCACGUACUCGCUGUUUGUUUCAAGGCUGCACUCUCUAGCCAGAGCUGCCUCUGCAUCUUCUACUACAGUUGGAAGGUAGUCACAUGUAUCAGAUGUUGUGGAAAUGUGAAAACGCUGGACAAAACGACCCUGGGAAAUGAGUCACAUGACUGAGAUUAAAAAAUCCCAGGACCUCUCUGAGUGUCUUGCCCUGCCACCCUCCUCCCGCUCAAACCCUUCAAUCUCAAUCUCUUCCUCUCCCACACACACACACUCGCAGUUAAAGACAGGAAUUCUGUUUUCAUCAGGCCAAAUAUAACAUUUUAAAACUUGAGUGUUCAAUCCUGGAAACAGAAUCAUUUAUCAGGGUCAGAGCUGCAGAAGUUAACCAACAACAUGUAAAGACAACAAACAAAAACAUAAAAUCUUGUAUAAAAAAAGUUUUAAUAAUUCAUAAAAUACAUAUUUAAUUAAAUAUGUUCAAUGACAAAACAGUACAUUGAUAAAAUACAUCUUAAAGCAGGCACUUUAACCCCCUUUUCUGAGAUGGGGGUUCUGCCGUUUGUAAAAGAUACAUUGAGGGUACAAAAAGUUAAAAUAAAAACCAAGUGGCACAUCGGUCAAAAAACACAGGCACCUUUUCUGUUAAAAGGGUGACUUCUCUAGCUUAGUUUUGGUCAGAAAACACAAAUGAGAACUGAAUGGUGGGCCCAGGGUGCAGCUCUAACCCUCAAGUCUCUCAUUUGUAAACCUUGGACAGAAAUGGCCUUCAUGAGAGCACAUUAUGCAAUUCUGCACAUAUCAAUGCCGAUAACCGUCACUUUAAGAGGACUUAAGUAGUCAGGGCGACCUUUUAUGGCUUUGAUAAUGCGAACGAGUCGAGGCUUCGAGACUUAAAAGCACAUUGUAGCGUCUUGCUGAUGAGGCCGCUCCAAAUGCAAAGUCAUGGCUGGACAUGGUGAGGAAUUUGGAGCUUUUUAAGAAGAUUCUCCAUCUCAGAUUUCCCCCCAUUGGAAUGCAGGUGCACGGCCGCACAUUCCUCACAGAGGCUCCAUACUGGGAACACAGCGUUCCCAGUGUUCGGGACGCAAACAAACCCUGCGAGUCAUGGCUGACCGAAUGGGUUCUUUCCACAUAGAUGCAAAUUAUUUAUCGUUGUGGAACAGGCAGGGUCUGUUUGUUUUUUGCAGGAUGUUGCUGUAGUGCGUGAGGGGAGGAUUCUCUUGACCCUGCAAGUUCUGCAGAGGUCUUUUUAUUAUUUAUAAUGCAGGUGCUGGGCCUGUCUUACAGUUCAUAAGAGCAAAUGGCCUCUUAAAAUGCAGUCAGACAUGGUAAAACUUAUGGUUUCAUGAGUAGGAAUUAAACUGUGAUGUGUUCACGUGUCAAAUUUUACAGCUGGAAAUUUGGAAAGUGCUCAGAAAUUAUCAAUGGAGACAGUAUUACUUUUCUAUGACAUGGCAGCAUUUUUCUCUGUAUCUUGACAUCUACAGGAUGUAAUCUUGCAAACUCCCACAAUAGCUAUUAAAAGUUUGGUUUUGUCCAUCCAAUUUAAAAAAAUGAAGAGAAACAUACUCUCUAGUGCCACAUAGGUAAAAAAACAAAUAAAAUCAUCAUGACCUGUCACAAAUGUCAGUUAAAUAAAAAUCAGCCUUCAAAAACA
Molecule: messenger RNA, 3350 nt
Organism: Lates calcarifer (barramundi perch)
Lineage: Eukaryota; Metazoa; Chordata; Actinopteri; Centropomidae
Exons: 8
Coding region: 533-1300 (255 amino acids)
Source: RefSeq, a predicted model, not a curated record